UUAUCGGGAAUUACUUUUUGCCGUCUUAUUUGUCUCGUUGGGGACGUCUUUCAUUUUGGUUUCCAACUUGACGUGUUUUGUUGUCGUGGAAUAAGGUUUCUUGCUGAUGACUCUAUCCGUGGAAAAUCUAAAGUUUGUGUAAACCAGAAGUCUUUUUGGCCUAAAAUAUCAACUGUGGGAACAACUGAUCAAUGUUUGUUUAAGUUAAUCGGUUGAUAGUGCCUUCAAUUGUUAGUCAGCAAUAACUAGGCCCUACUUCUCUCCGAGUUCUAAAACGAAUUGGAUGACCAUUGGUGUCUUGCACACGAACAGUCAUCAUGUCUAAAAUGCAAGUGAAUAACAAAUUUGAAGAGCGCAUACUGGCUCGUAUUAAUAAUGAAAUUGGCAGCGACUUUAAGAAACUCCACAGAGCCUCCCUUUUGGUUGAUGAAUACAAGUCUCGUUUAGAAACUUUGCGGGAAAAGCUUAGCUAUGAAGAGCCGAAUAAUAUCUCCAGUUUCAAAUCUGCCUUUGAAUGUGAACAACAUACUUGUGAUACCAUAGACUUCCAAAUGGCCAAACUACAAGAGUUUGGCAAAAAGCUCGUAGAACGCAUUUCUGAAUCCAAUAAAGCAUUGAAUGCUGUCAAACCGGAUUUGGAGCAAGUCAGAAAAUUGCAACAAUUGGUUCAAUAUUUGCGUAUAGUUCAGGAUAUACAAGAAAUUAGUAACGCUCUUACGCAGUGUAUAAAUGGCAAAGAUGAAUCUAAAAUGAUAAAUCUCUACUUAAAUUUAUACGAAGAAGGAGAUUAUGAUCACAGCGUUGUCGGACGUCUUACCAGUGUCGAAGCUCCAUUCCUCAAAACAUUUGCCACUCAAACUGCAAUUCACUGGCACAGCUUGCUAAAGGAGAGAUUUUCCAAAGAAUUUGAAAAUGUGCUCAAAUCUUUGAAAUGGGGACAGAAAGAACACGAUUCCUUAUUAAUCAAACCAUCUGCCGAUAACAUUACCAAGGCGCAAUUAUUAGCCGAAUAUCUGUUUUUGUUAAAAUCACCAGCUGAAGAAACUGAACAACUGGAAAUGAUAGCCCCCAGCAUUAUUUGUCAACCCUUAUCAACUGUAACUAAGUAUUUAGUGGCACCCUAUAGACAACGAUUUAUGUACCACUUCACAGGUGUGAAACAGACAAAUCGUUUGGAUAAACCUGAAUGGUUUUAUACGCAAAUCUUAAACUGGGGCAAAGAGACUCACCUGUUUGUUGGAAAAACAUUCCAAACAUCUGCAGUUAAAGCAGGAAAGUUAGACUUCAAUAUCAGGUUGGAAUUUAUGCGUGGUUUAGUUCAAUUGACGAUUGAAAAACUUAUAGCAGACAUUGAGGAAAUAAGUCGAGAUGAAAAUCUUUUCGCACAUUUAUUAGAUGAAACAUUGGCAUUUGAAGCUGAAUUAAGAGAAAAUUUUGGAUAUCCUGCCAGCUUUCCCAGUGCUAUAUGUGUAAUUACCCAACCAGUGUAUUUACUCAAAUGGAUAUCGUUGGAAGAAAGAUUUUGCUCUGAGAAAAUGGAUAUGAUACUGCAAGCCGAAAAUCCCUGGCUACUAAUUGAUCCUAAUAUAUACGAUGAUGAUUUAAAAAUUCCCAAGUGUGCAGAUCAAUUUAUACGUCUGCUAGAGGCCAUAAAGGACCGCUAUUAUUCCUUAAUACAACCAGGACAUCAAUUACAAUUUUUAAGUUUACAACUCGAAUUGAUAGAUAACUUUCGACGUCGCCUUGUGCAACUUCAUAGUAGCGGCAUGGUGGAGAGUAUCCCCAUAUUGAAUGCCAUUAAUUACAUUAAAAUGGUAUUGAGUGAAUGGGGUGAAAAUGUACACUAUUUGCACUUACAUGCGGCCCUGGUUGGCCCGAAUGCCGAUGAAAUCAAUUCGGUCUUUGAAAAUCCCGUGUCCGAACUUGAACAUUGGACUGAAAAACUAUUGAAGAACUUAGCCACAAAGGCCGUUAAUGAAAUUAAAGCCAAAUCAAUGCCAUACAGACAUGACUGUUGGCCCACCAUGCCAGACCAAAACAAUAAAGAGCCUUUCAUAUUAUCACCAAGUGCCGGAGAAAUGUUCCAAGUGAUGGUCACAGUUUUGCACAAUCUAGAAAGAGAAUUGUCAUCUAAUCUUUUUAAUUUGACUCUGAGAUUAAUAGCACAACAAAUCGAUGCUUAUAUAUUGGACAGUAUGAUUAUGAACACAAAAUUCUCACCUGCUGGAGCAGCCCAAUUUAAUUACGAUAUGACACGUAAUUUAUUUGCAUUAUUUGGUCAAUAUUGUAGGAGGCCAGAUUUAUUGUUCAAGAGAAUCCAUGAUGCCAACAAAUUAUUAAAUUGUGCCCUUGGCACUGCUAUGCUAUUACACGAAACUCUACAAAGCGAAGAAACAUCCUUGGAGGAAAAAAUGAAGUCUUUAAAAGAGUUGGGAAUUGUAAAUUUCAAACCCAAAACUUGUGUUGAGGUCCUAGAAAGGCGAAUAGAUAUAAGAGCUUUUUAAAUCAAUUGUAAAAAUAUUUUUUUUUACAAAACACUGUUUCCAUUGUGAAGAAAACGUGUAUAUAGUUUGCUUUAAAUUGAAUAUACACCCAGUUGGUGGACAAACUGAAAUUCUUACCAAAGGUAGGCCUUUUAAGCUGGUUUAAAAAAAAUACAUAUAAUUAAAUUUUCCGGUGAAAUUUAAGGUCCCAAAGUAACAGAAAUAUAUAUUUUUUAUUUGGCUGUUUCUAAAACGAAAAUAUAUAUUCAAAAUACUACCACAAGCAGGUAUUUUUAUACAAAGUUCCUCAAUUACCUUUUUUGCCUCUUUCAAUUUGUUUUCAAACACUCCGAAUUUACAUUAGGCAUGUUCACAGUUUCUCAGUUUGUAGAAAGAUUAGGUAAGGGGAAUCGAAAGGGAGAAUUGUUUUGGCAAUUAAUUUUGAGUUUUUAUUUUUUAUUCAAAAAUUGCUCUGUUCCAGAACUAAAAUUUUUACAGUUCUAAUGUUACAGUUUUUUUUUUUUAUUUUUUUUUUUAAAUUUUUACUUUCCCUUUUAUGACAUCGAAAAAAAAUUGCAAAAAUAGUGGAAAAUCGGUUAUCGUAGUAAAAACUUAUACAAUCUUGCAGUUCAGGAACAGAGCAAAUAUAAGUAACACUAAAGGUUCAAGUACAUAAUAAGUUUGAAGUCAUGACUAGGCAUAUUAAUGUCAAAUUAUAAUGGAAUCCCUUUUUGAAAUGUCACAAAAUAUGCCUAGCCAUGACUUCAAGCUUCUUAUGUACUUGCACCCUAAAAGCCAUGGUAAAAAACGAAAACUCCUGAAAUCAAAUUGUACCCAAGUCCAUUCUCUAAGAAAAAACUUAUUUUCCGAGAACUAGAGUUUAAAAAAUUUAAAACCAUCUCGCUUAUGUUUGAGCCAAUCAAUAAAGCAUUUGUUCGAUAGGUAUUUUCAUGAGCAUUCACAAAAACUAUAAGGUAGAUUCGGCGUUUGAACCGAAAACAACAAACACAUGUAAUUUCCUUUUCUUUUAACAAACGCACUGUUUUCACAGAAUGGCCAAUAAUUGGUCUGUUCCAGAACCUGCAAGAAUCUACUAGUUUUGCAUGUAUUUUUUCGAUAGGUUAUCGUUGUAAAAACUUUUAUAUUCAUGCAGUUCUGGAAAAGACCAAAUCUAAGAUUACUAAAAAUAUUUUCUUUUGAAAUAACUUAUCGAUUAUAUAAAUGAUAGGUUUACAGAGCCCUAAUUGCAAUGUGUUGGCUAUACUUCAAUGUGCCCUUUCUUAAAUUCUAUCGCCGUCAUGUGUAGUAUUUGCAUCGCCGUUGCCAUGGGCAACAGUGUAACUCUGUUCUUUAACGUAUAACAACUAUCGCUUGACUACGAACAAAUUUACAAUUUUUUCCGACUUUAUGAAUUCUGUUUUUAUUUUCUCUUACCCGAAUAUUUCUGUUGAACGCUGGUAUUUAUUACUACUUGUGUUUCUAAUUAGUUUAACUAAUCGAUUUACGUAACAGAAACGUGAAUGAAACGAAAUUCGUCGGUCUUUUUUAGAAUUGAUUGAUUUUUAUACUUCAUGCAUGAAUCGUGUGUAUGGAGUGUGUGGUGCAGUGUUUUUUUUUUUUUCAUUUAGU
Musca domestica (house fly) is the source of this 4112-nucleotide messenger RNA. RefSeq names its product RINT1-like protein. Bases 318 to 2504 code for a protein of 728 amino acids. Gene Ontology annotation, cellular component: Dsl1/NZR complex. The transcript has 10 exons. NCBI's taxonomy places the organism in Eukaryota, Metazoa, Arthropoda, Insecta, Diptera, Muscidae. The record is from RefSeq and is a predicted model, not a curated record. Gene Ontology annotation, biological process: retrograde vesicle-mediated transport, Golgi to endoplasmic reticulum; regulation of ER to Golgi vesicle-mediated transport; endoplasmic reticulum to Golgi vesicle-mediated transport.